This is a messenger RNA of Poeciliopsis prolifica (blackstripe livebearer), 5250 nucleotides long. RefSeq names its product adhesion G protein-coupled receptor D1 (gene adgrd1). Lineage: Eukaryota; Metazoa; Chordata; Actinopteri; Cyprinodontiformes; Poeciliidae. Gene Ontology annotation, biological process: cell surface receptor signaling pathway; adenylate cyclase-activating G protein-coupled receptor signaling pathway. The coding region runs from base 306 to 3041 and encodes 911 amino acids. Gene Ontology annotation, cellular component: membrane. The record is from RefSeq and is a predicted model, not a curated record. The transcript is spliced from 26 exons. Gene Ontology annotation, molecular function: G protein-coupled receptor activity.
CUUAAAGAAGCGGCUGAGCGCGUGGAUGACGGAUUGUAACUUUCUGCGUGGGACUUUAACUUUAGAACUUGCGAUUAUGACACAAUAAUUUGUGAAGUGAGGUUCUUUUUUUCCCCCUCAAGUUAUCUUAUCUAGGCCUUUAAAAAAACAAUUACAGUUAGAACUUUUAUUGUAGCAUCUAUAGGAUUGGACACAUGGACUGUUUCAUCCUCAUCCUGGGACAAUGACUAACUGCUCUUGGAGUUGUCUUUUUGAAGGGAAUUAGGUUGUUUCAGAAAGAUAACAUUGUACAGUUCUCAAGAGCAAUGGAAUUCUGUUUGCAUAUUCAACUUCUUACUGCCUUUGUCUUAUGCUUUAAGGUCUGUGCUCAGGUGGCGCCAAAUGAGAAUCAUGCAGGCCUGCAGGUGUUGGCCACGGCUGCACAUUAUUGGCCUCUUGAUGCGGUGGAUGGAAUUCACGAGCUGCUGGACCAGAUUGGAAGCAGUCCGCGUUAUGUCAGCGACAGCGGAAUAACUGUCAGAAUCCACAACCACACUGUGCUCCCUUCUUCCCAUAACUCUUCCUAUGUGUAUACCAAUGACUCUGCCUACACUAACAUUUCCGCAAUAGUAGACAUUGUUGAAGGAGUACACAAUAAGGGUAUCUUUCUGGACUGUGAUAACGGAGGCCUCUUUCUUUACUUUGGAAACUACCAGAACUCCUGCGUCAGUGAUCUUAAUCUCUGUGCUCUGGAUGGAGUGACCUUCUCCUUUUUUUGGCAAAACCAAAAGCCAGACUCCAACUUUGCUGUGGCAUCAGGAGCGAAAGUUAUCUCCAAUAGCUUCACAGUCUUUGCAGACUCUCACAAGGGACGUGUGGAGCUUCAUACGCGAGACGACAAACACAGAUGGAAAGCGGAAAUUCCCACUUCAGGUCCAUAUUGGACGCAUGUUCUGUUCACCUGGACCAAGAGGGACGGUCUAAAGGUUUUCAUCAAUGGGACUUUGUGUGACGGUGAUCCCACCGGCUCUGCCUCAGAGAGUUCUGCGGACUUCGGUUCUGAUGUUUUCCUCAAAACCGAGAACAACAAGGCGCAUCGUCGUUACGUAACGCGGGCUUUCGAUGAAUUUGCCAUGUGGGAAAGGGCCCUUUCUCCCCGUCAGAUCAAACUCUAUUACAGAGCAGCUGUAGGCGAGGAUGGGGUUUCUGCGACGACGCACGGAAAUGCUUUGGAUGUCUCUACUACUGCAGCAACAGGUAGAGCUUUUGAAGGGAGUCCUCCCGUGAUCAGCGGACACCAGGAGAAGGUCCAGAGCUCCCAGGGGCCGAGCACCAAGCCCGUGCUGGACUUCCUCAGCGCGCUGCCCAACCGGACAAUUCCUCACAACGAUGCCAACAACCUCACACAGGCUUUUCUCAAAAGUGUGGAGGAAGUUCUGACUUCUCCAGGAUUGCCAGAGCAGGCCGACCCGGUGGUCAGCAGCUUGAUUGAGACAGUGGACAUUGUGAUGGGACAAGUGGUAACCAAGCUGGAGUUCAGCUCUGGCUCUCCCUUUUCCCUGGGCGGAACGUCUUUGGUUGCAGAUUACUCCCUGAUGAAGCUGCCAGAGAACUUCAAUCUGCCACAUUACCGCUUUCCCACACAGGGGAGGAAUUACAUCUCCGUGCCUGGGGAGGCAUUUGCAAUGCACACUCAAACCACCAUUGUUGGCCUCUUCUACCACAACAUGCACAAGUACUACAAAGAAAUCAGCCCAGUCAGGACAAGGAUUACCGAAGCAGCUGACUACAAGGAUCACAAGAUCCAGAUAGCAAGCUGCCUGAUUUCUCUGAAAGUGGAGCCUUUACCGCCAUUGUUGGUCAACCAUUCUGGAGCACCGCUCAUCAAAAUUGUCCUCACCCACGUUCUGACUAAAGAACAGCAAGAACAAAUGCUAAACCAGAGCAAUAAAGUCUUCCUCUACUGUGCCUUUUUGGACUACAGUACUAAUGAGGGAGUGUGGUCCAAUGAAGGCUGUGUUCGCUCGGAUGGAAACUCGUCGUACUCUGUGUGCAUGUGCAACCAUCUUACCAAUUUCGCCGUCCUCAUGCAAGUUGUGCACUUGGAGCUCACCCCUGGCCACAAGAUGGCACUCUCAACCAUUGGGUAUGUUGGGUGUUCAAUAUCCAUCUUCUGCCUGGCCAUCACUCUGGUUACAUUUGCAGUUCUUUCGUCUGUCAGUACCAUCCGUAAUGAGCGCUACCACAUCCACGCCAACCUGUCCUUCGCCAUCCUGGUGGCAGAGAUCUUGCUGCUCAUCAGCGCUUGCUUUGAACCGGGCACGCUGCCCUGUAAGGUCAUGGCCGUCCUGCUUCACUUCUUCUUUCUGAGUGCGUUUGCCUGGAUGCUGGUGGAGGGUCUGCAUCUCUACAGCAUGGUGGUGAAGGUGUUUGGCUCAGAAGGCAGCAAACACUUUUACUACUAUGGCGUUGGAUGGGGUUCUCCACUACUGAUCUGUGUUGUGUCUGCGACAUCGGCCCUCAAAAGCUACGGAGAGACUGUCAACUGCUGGCUGUCGCUGGAGAUGGGAGCCAUUUGGGCAUUUGUGGCACCUGCUCUUUUCGUCAUUGUGGUUAACAUAGGCAUCCUGAUAUCUGUGACAAGAAUCAUAUCAAGAAUCAGUGGGGAGAAUUAUAAGGUUCACGGAGACGCUAACGCGGUCAAGCUGACAGCCAAAGCAGUGGCAGUACUCCUGCCCAUACUCGGCAUUUCCUGGAUCUUUGGAGUUCUUGCCUUCAACACACACACGACUCCGUUUUUAUAUGUUUUUGCUGUAUUUAACUCAUUACAAGGGUUCUUUGUUUUCUUGUUCCACUGUCUUCUCAACUCUGAGGUAAGAACUGCAUUCAAGCACAAAACCAAGGUCUGGUCUCUCACCAGCAGCUCUAUAAGAAACGCCAAUGUGAAACCAUUCAACUCUGACAUUAUGAAUGGAAACAAGGAGGGUGUAACUCCCACUAAGAUGAACACAUGGGACAAAAGCACCAACUCGGCCAACCGUUUUGACCUCUCCGCUGUGUGACAGGAGAGCAAUGUGUGGCUCACUUGGGUGGAAAGGCAAACACUGGCCAGAGAGCUCUUCCACUCUGUCAUUACAUGCAGUCAAUUUGAAGUUGUAUAAUAUGUUCACGCUUGAGGACAAACAGACUUGUUGGACUGCACUUGAUAUUCUCCCACACAGAAUGUUAUGUGUUGCUCUCAAAGUAAAAGAAAAAAAUAUCUUAUUUUUCAGGAGGGGAUUAAUGAGAGGAACCAAAAUGCUCUAAUAAACAGCAUGGCACAUGCAGGAAACACACCAGUAGCUAGUGCAGAGUUCGGGAGACGAACUGAACCUGCAAAUUUCUGAAGCAAAGACCAAAAUGAGCUAUUAGGCUGAUGUUUGUGACGUUGUUGUCUUAGUUUCUGCAAAAUUAUUAGAUUGUAGAAAAACAUAUUUUCCAUCUGCUGCAAAAUUCUCUAACCAGUGUUUCAUCUUGCAACGAAUGUUUAAAUUCACAUUGAUGACAUAAACUCUACACUCCUUUCUUACGUACAGAUGUUUGUUUGUUUUUUUAUGUGAAGUUACAACUAAGUGAUUGUUAAAGCCUAAAUGGACUGUGAAGCCGUUUCCCAGACUCUGGAUAAAUGGGACAAUCAAGCCCCCCUUCAUUCACCCUUAUUAUCUUUGCUGAGCAGCGUAGAAACGAGACAGUCAGUUCAGGUAAAACAAGUUUCUGGCUACAUUUGAAGGAUCACAUUUCAUAACAGUUUUUUAAAGUAGAGAAGACAAAAAAAUCUGAAUUAAAAUUUAUUUGUCAGUGUACUGAAAUGAAAUUUGCUUCAGUUUAGCCCAUCCAAAGAACAAAAGAAAAGACAAAUGAACAAUGUAAGGCAUCUGUAGAUAGUCCCUGUACCUAAGGCUGCAUGACAUACAGAUCUUUACAACCCUUUAUGUCUUUAGAUGUGGAGCAAAUGCAUCAACUUUGUCUGCUUUAAAAGUGUUAGAACUGACCUCAGCAACUGUAAAACAAAUGAGAAACAAACGAAAAGAUAAAUCUUUUAGAUGACCCAGAAUCAGAAAUGAGAUUCUGGAAUGCUGUUGAAAUCUCACCAAAGAAGACUGAAUGGCGAUAUUGAAUCAAAACAAUCAGAGCUCGGGCAGACUUUGGCAACCAGACUGGUGCCAUUUUUCUUAGUCAUAUAAAUCAAAUUAGCAGUGUAAGAAAACUUAUAAAAGCUUUUUUCAUUUCACAAAAAAAUGACCAUUUUGAUGGGAAGGAACUCUACCGAGUGUAUUAUUGGAAUAACAAGAAAACAAGACAUUUACUUUGAGCAAGAUGAACCUAAAAGAACCAUAUUUAUGGCUAUGAUGAGCUACAUAAUCAGGUGACAAGUUAUCUACAUCAAGUCUUUCUUUCUCUUAAUUGGUUGAAUAUAACAAAAGUAGAUUUCUUUCUAUGGUAAGACAUAGGAUUAGUAUUGAUCUUUUCAUCAAGAUGAUUUUGGUUUGAUGUUAUGAUGACACAUGCUGUGAUUUGCAGGCAGGAAUUAAGCACACUUUAUUGUGUUCAGAAACAACAUUUCAGAAUGUUCUCAGAACUGUUUGCAUAAUCGUGGACGAAAGGACCAAGAACACAUAGUGUUAGUUUCAAACAUAGUGUUAUUUUAUACUUUUAAGACGCAACAGUAGCUGUUAAUCUACUUCACAUCAAAAAGAAAAAAGUGCUGACUUUAUCUAUGUAAUUAUGUAGAUAAAGUAUUAAUAUAGUUUCGGAACGGCACAAAAUAGCAUUUCAGAAGAUUCUAUGACAGAGAACCUAAAAGUCCAUAUUUAUUUAUGUAUUGUGUAACAUUGGAACUUUUUAUAACUGCAAAAUUACUUUUGUUCACAGUGUUUUUUUUCUUUUCUUGAAAGAUACUUGCUGGAAUAUUAUUAUUAUUAUUAUUGUUAUUAUUAUUAUUGCAAAUGCUUUUUAAAGAACUGAAUGAUUUUAAUGUGUCCUACAAAAUUCUGUGAAGUAUUUGUUUUUUUGUGUAUUUCUGCUACAUUUUGCUAGAUUUUCAUGGUACAAAAAGUAUGAAACGUAUUUCAAUCUCAACCAAAACGUUGAGAUUGAUUAGGGUUGGUGUUUUUGUUCCUGGAUACGUACUUUGUUAAAAAUGUCCUUUAUUGUACACAGUGCCAAAAUUUCAUUUCUUAUUUACUGUAAGUGGAUCAGCGCUCACUUUUUUGAUAUCAGAAUAAAAUUUAU